Coniophora puteana RWD-64-598 SS2 is the source of this 2865-nucleotide messenger RNA. RefSeq lists its product as uncharacterized. The transcript has 9 exons. NCBI's taxonomy places the organism in Eukaryota, Fungi, Basidiomycota, Agaricomycetes, Boletales, Coniophoraceae. Gene Ontology annotation, molecular function: antiporter activity. Gene Ontology annotation, cellular component: membrane. Bases 1 to 2865 code for a protein of 954 amino acids. Gene Ontology annotation, biological process: proton transmembrane transport. The record is from RefSeq and is a predicted model, not a curated record.
AUGGCCAGUUUCUCAGGGCGAACGGUUCAUGCCUUCAGCGCUAUCUCAAAGCGUGCACAGGCUCCAGCUCAGGGAGGGCUGCUCACAGGUGUAGACCCUGCUUCCUUCAGCGCGACCGAUACGCUCAAGUUAUGGAUCAUACAGCUCGGGGUCAUCCUCAUGAUGGCUCAGGUCCUUUCCUUUGGCCUCAAGAGAAUUGGGCAGCCAAAGGUUAUUGCCGAGAUCCUGGGCGGUAUCCUCCUCGGUCCUACCGCCUUCGGACGCAUCCCUGGCUUUACCUCCCAUAUUUUCCCCUCCCAAUCAAUCCCUUAUCUCACCCUCGUUGCCGACAUUGGCCUCUGCCUCUUCCUCUUCAUCAUCGGCCUUGAAAUCAACGGCACCAUCCUCAAGCGCAAUGGCCCAAAGUCCGCCGUCAUCUCCCUCUCGGGCAUGGUCUUGCCCUUCGGGCUCGGCGCCGCCCUCUCCGUCCCGCUCUACAAACGCUUCAUCGACCCAGACGUCGCGUUCACGCACUACAUGCUCUUCACUGGCGUCGCGUACUCCAUCACCGCCUUCCCCGUGCUGUGCCGUAUCCUCACCGAGCUGCAGCUGCUCGACACCCAGAUCGGCGUCAUCGUGCUCUCGGCUGCGCAGGCGGACGACGUUGUCGGCUGGGUGCUCCUCGCGCUCAGCGUCGCGCUCGUCAACGCCGGCUCGGGCAUCACCGCGCUCUACAUCCUCCUCACGUGCCUCGCGUUCAUACUGUUCCUGCUUCUCGUCGUAAGGAGGGUCAUGCACUAUCUCGCGCGUGUUACGGGCUCGAUCGACAACGGACCGACGAUGGUGUUCAUGACCGCGACGAUGCUUGUGCUGUUUGGCUCUGCGUUCUUUACCGACAUCAUUGGCGUCAAUGCUAUUUUUGGAGCGUUUCUGGCUGGACUGAUUGUGCCCCGCGACGGUGGCCUUGCCAUUGCCUUGACGGAGAAGCUGGAAGAUAUGGUCACGAUUGUCUUUAUACCUCUGUACUUCACGAUCUCUGGCCUGAACACUAAUCUAGGUUUGUUGAACACUGGGACGAUUUGGGGCUUCACCAUCGCCAUUAUCACGCUUUCCUUCACGGGCAAGUUCUGCGGCUGCACAAUGGGCUCUCGCCUGCUCGGCUUCAGCUGGCGCGAGUCGAGCACCAUUGGUGCGCUGAUGAGUUGUAAAGGACUCGUCGAGCUCAUUGUGCUCAACACCGGCCUCUCAGCGGGCAUCCUCACCCAGCAGGUCUUCUCGAUGUUCGUCCUCGAGGCGCUCGUGCUCACGUUCAUGACCACGCCGCUCGCGAGCUGGCUCUACCCCGAGAUGAUCAAGGGUGGCGCACGCCGCCGCACGUCUGCGAAUAAGAAGCGUGUCGGCGGCUCGGACGAGGCGGACUCACUGGAGUGGAACGACGCGAAGGAUGGGUCGGGGUUGAUAGCGGGCGAAGGCGCGGCGGGCGCGGAUGGGAUAGUGUGGCGCCGCAGGCUCACUGUCGUUCUGGACAAGUUCGAGCAUGUACCAGCGCUCAUGUCGCUCACGCAGCUCAUCGCCCUCAACAACAACAGUAGCUCGCAUUCCUCGAACAACACCGCCCAAGCUCCCGCCUCCGCGGGCAAACGCAAGCAGCGCGCCGUGUCCGUCGACGCGCUCCGCCUCAUCGAGCUCACGGACCGCACGUCCGCCGUCAUGCGCACCGCGCACUUUGCCGUCGACGUCCUCGCGCGCUCGGACCCACUCCUCGCCGUGUUCCGCACGUUCGGCGCGCUGCACGGCAUGGCGGUGUCCGCUGCCCUGUCCAUCGUGCCGUACGACGAUCUAGCGAGGCGCGUGGCGGACCACGCGCAGGAGGGCGGGGCGCAGCUCGUCGUGCUGCCGUGGUUGCCGCCCUCGUCUGCGCCGGACCGGGCAGACGGCGACGGUGUUACGACGGCGGCGGCGUUCAGCCCGUUCGAGGCGCUUUUUGGCGUGCAGGACGGCGCGUCGCCCAACAGCGCGAGUGCGAACUCGACGCAUUCCCAGUUUGUGCGCAGCGUCUUUGCGGAGGCGCGCACGGACGUUGCGCUCGCUGUUGGUUCUGGGAUUGACGCCUCCGCGGCGGACACGUGCACGACGAUGGGCGUGUGCGACGGUGCGCACGUGUUCGUGCCGUUCUUUGGCGGGCCGGACGACCGGCUUGCGCUCGAAUUCGUCGUGCAGCUGUGCGCGAACGAGAGAGUGCGGGCGACGGUUGUGAGGGUGAGCAAGGGCUUAGCGCAGGGUGGGGAUCUGAAGAAGCCGGAGGGUGUGCUUGUCGGUGAUGAGAAGGCGGAUGAGGCGCUGGAUAGCGUUCCUGGGCUUACAUACAUGGUCAACUUUCCGCCGGACACCAUCUACGCAAACGCGACGACUCAUACACGCCUGCAGAACUCGACCGCGGACGACCUCGCCUGGGCACGCGUCGCAGGCCCCGGAACGGAGGAAGACGACGCGACCACGGCACCCCGGACAACAGCCUCCCCCGCUCUCCGCGCGGCGCUCUCGCGCAUCACCUUCGACGAGCUAUCCUCCCCCGUGCCGCUGCAUGCCGCUCUCACGCGCCUCGCGCAGCUCAAAGAGUCACUCGCAGCGUCCGCCAGCGGCGACGGCACCGGUCUGAGCACGCGACUGCUCGUUCUCUGCGGGCGCUCGCGCAGGCUUGCGGUGGAGAACCACGAUGCGGAGCUGAAGCAGCUCGUCGAGGAGCAGCACGGCGCGGGCGCGGGUAUAGGCGCGGGAGAGGUGGCGCUCGUGCGCAAGACGAUUGGCGAUGUGGGCGCUGCGGUGCUAGUUGGCGCGCCUGGCGCUGGCGCGGGGAUGGUGGUUGUGCAGGCGGGGGAUGCAUAG